Molecule: messenger RNA, 651 nt
Organism: Catharus ustulatus (Swainson's thrush)
Lineage: Eukaryota; Metazoa; Chordata; Aves; Passeriformes; Turdidae
Gene: HOXB9
Product: homeobox B9
Exons: 2
Coding region: 1-651 (216 amino acids)
Biological process (GO): regulation of transcription by RNA polymerase II; proximal/distal pattern formation; DNA-templated transcription
Cellular component (GO): nucleus
Molecular function (GO): RNA polymerase II cis-regulatory region sequence-specific DNA binding; DNA-binding transcription factor activity, RNA polymerase II-specific
Source: RefSeq, a predicted model, not a curated record
AUGUCCAUUUCUGGCACCCUCAGCAAUUAUUAUGUCGACUCCAUCAUAAACCACGAGAGCGAAGAUUCUCCAACUAAAUUCCCCUCCGGCCAAUUCUCGGCUGCCAGGCAGGGGAGCGAACAUCUGGAAUUCCCCUCGUGCAGUUUCCAACCCAAACCCGCGGUUUUUGGGGCUCCCUGGGCUUCCCCCGUGUACCCCGCGUAUCUCCCGCAGCAAAGCGCGGCCGAGUCGCGCUUCCUGCGCGGUUGGAUCGAACCCGCGCCCCGCGCGGAAUCCGCGCCCGUCAAAUCGGAACCGCUGUUGAUUCCGAAAAGCAACCAGGAUUUCCAUCUAGAAACUUCUGCCGGAGCUCACAGGCGAGGUGGCUUCGAGGAUCAUAAAGUUUGUGAAGGAAGCGAGGACAAAGAGAGGACAGAUCAAACCAACCCCAGCUGGCUGCAGGCUCGCUCCUCGCGCAAGAAGCGCUGCCCCUACAGCAAAUUCCAAACUCUGGAGCUGGAGAAGGAAUUUCUGUUCAACGCGUACCUGAGCCGUGAGCGGCGGCACGAGGUGGCGCGGCUGCUCAACCUCAGCGAGCGCCAGGUGAAAAUCUGGUUCCAGAACCGGAGAAUGAAGAUGAAGAAAAUGAACAAGGAGCAGGGCAAAGAGUGA